This is a messenger RNA of Corvus hawaiiensis (hawaiian crow), 6502 nucleotides long. It is a transcript of the gene EXOC6B, whose product is annotated as exocyst complex component 6B. NCBI's taxonomy places the organism in Eukaryota, Metazoa, Chordata, Aves, Passeriformes, Corvidae. Gene Ontology annotation, biological process: Golgi to plasma membrane transport; exocytosis; intracellular protein transport. The transcript has 25 exons. The record is from RefSeq and is a predicted model, not a curated record. Gene Ontology annotation, cellular component: exocyst; membrane. The coding region runs from base 67 to 2616 and encodes 849 amino acids.
GCCGCUCCCGGCGGGGGGGGCCGGGCCGGGCCGGGCCGGGCGGGGCCGCGCAGGUGGAGCGGCCCCAUGGAGCGGCCGAAGAUGGCGGAGCUGGAGAGCCUGGAGACGGCGGCGGAGCACGAGCGGAUCCUGCGCGAGAUCGAGAGCACGGACACGGCCUGCAUCGGCCCCACGCUCAGGUCCGUGUACGAUGGCGAGGAGCACGGGCGCUUCAUGGAGAAGUUGGAGGCGCGGAUCCGCAACCACGACCGGGAGAUCGAGAAGAUGUGCAACUUCCACUACCAGGGCUUCGUGGAUUCCAUCACCGAGCUGCUCAAGGUCCGGGGGGAAGCCCAGAAACUCAAGAACCAAGUGACGGACACCAACCGGAAGCUGCAGAACGAAGGGAAAGAACUGAUCCUUGCCAUGGAGGAGCUGAAGCAGUGCCGGCUGCAGCAGAGGAACAUCUCGGCCACGGUCGAUAAACUCACGCUGUGUCUUCCCGUGCUGGAGAUGUACAGCAAGCUGCGGGAGCAGAUGAAAUCCAAGAGGCACUACCCAGCGCUGAAGACCCUGGAGCACCUGGAGCACACGUUCCUGCCCCAGGUGAGCCACUACCGCUUCUGCAAGGUCAUGGUGGACAACAUCCCGCGGCUGCGCGAGGAGAUCAAGGAGCUCUCCAUGUCCGACCUCAAGGACUUCCUGGAGAGCAUCCGCAAGCACUCGGACAAGAUCGGCGAGACGGCCAUGAAGCAGGAUUGCAGAUACAAUCACUGGAAAAUAAUUGCCAGGAUAUUCUUCAGUCUCCUGCUCUCUCCAGAUGUUCAGGCACAGCAGCAGAGGAACCUGGACAACAUCGUGUCCCAGCAGCCCAGGAUUAGCGGGGGGAAGAAAUCCAAGAAGGAAUUCAGCGCCAGCUCCGAGCUGGAGGUGAAGAACACCAGCCCCAUGUCAGAGCAGGACUCGGGGAUCCUGGAUGUGGAGGAUGAGGACGAGGAGGAAGAGGUGCCUGGAGCCCAGGAUUUGGUGGAUUUCUCCCCGGUCUAUCGAUGCCUCCACAUCUACUCAGUCCUGGGUGCCCGGGAGACCUUUGAGAGCUACUACAGGAAGCAGAGGAGAAAACAAGCCCGGCUGGUGCUGCAGCCGCCCUCCAACAUGCACGAAACUUUAGACGGCUACAGGAAGUAUUUCAAUCAAAUUGUAGGGUUUUUUGUGGUGGAGGAUCACAUCCUGCACACGACCCAGGGCCUGGUCAACCGGGCCUAUAUUGAUGAGCUGUGGGAGAUGGCCCUGUCCAAAACCAUCGCGGCCCUGAGGACUCACUCCUCCUACUGCUCCGACCCCAGCCUGGUGUUGGACCUGAAGAACCUCAUUGUGCUCUUCGCCGACACGCUGCAGGGCUACGGCUUCCCAGUGAACCAGCUGUUUGACAUGCUGCUGGAGAUCCAGGACCAGUACAGCGAGACCCUGCUGAAGAAAUGGGCAGGAGUGUUCAGGAAUAUCCUGGACUCGGAUAACUACAGCCCCAUCCCGGUGUCAAAUGAAGAAGUUUAUAAGAAAAUCGUUGGACAGUUCCCAUUCCAGGAUGCUGAACUUGAAAAGCAACCCUUCCCGAAGAAGUUCCCCUUCUCGGAGUUCGUGCCCAAGGUUUACAGCCAGAUCAAGGAGUUCAUCUACGCCUGCCUGAAGUUCUCCGAGGACCUGCACCUCAGCUCCACGGAGGUCGAUGACAUGAUCAGAAAAUCCACAAAUCUGCUGCUGACCCGGACCCUGAGCAACUGUUUACAGAACGUCAUCAAGAGGAAAAACGUUGGACUCACAGAGCUGGUGCAGAUCAUCAUCAACACCACCCAUCUGGAGAAGUCCUGCAAGUUCCUGGAGGAGUUCAUCACCAACAUCACCAACGUCCUUCCCGAGACCGUCCACACGACCAAGCUCUACGGGACCACCACCUUCAAGGAUGCCCGGCAUGCCGCCGAGGAGGAGAUCUACACCAACCUCAACCAGAAGAUCGAUCAGUUCCUGCAGCUGGCAGACUACGACUGGAUGGCUCUGGAGCCGGGCAGCAGGGCCAGUGACUACCUGGUGGAUCUCAUCGGCUUCCUGCGCAGCACCUUCGCCGUCUUCACCCACCUCCCGGGGGAGGUAGAUGUCCACUCUACCAUGUCGGGGAAGGUGGCCCAGACCGCCUGCAUGUCGGCCUGCAAACACCUCUCGACGUCGCUGCUGCAGCUGCUGCUGGAGGCCGAGGUGAGGCAGCUCACGCUGGGGGCCCUGCACCAGUUCAACCUGGACGUGGAGGAGUGCGAACAGUUUGCCAGAUCCGGCCCAGUGCCUGGGUUCCAAGGGGACACGCUGCAGUUGGCCUUCAUCGACUUGAGACAACUCUUGGAUCUGUUCAUCCAGUGGGAUUGGUCGACGUAUUUGGCCGACUAUGGACAACCCACGUGCAAGUACCUUCGUGUGAACCCCACCACAGCCCUCAUCCUGCUGGAAAAGAUAUCCCGGGUGAUGCGGGACACCAGCAGGAAAAACAACGUUUUCGCCCAAUUCCGGAAAAACGAGCGGGACAAGCAGAAGUUGAUCGACACCGUGGCCAAGCAGCUGCGCGGCCUCAUCAACAGCCACCACUCCUGAGGGACUCGGGAUCCCCUUCCCGCAGCCUGGCCCUCGGGAAUCUCGCUCCGAGAGCAGAUUUGUAUUUUUUUAUUCACCCGGAAAGUCUCGGCGGAGCCUCCCCCCGACGGCAAAACGCUCCCGGUGGAACGGUCCCAGGAAAAGAGGUGGUGGCAGGAGUCUCCUGGAUCAACUCCUAUUUUCAGGGGUUUAGAGAGUGAUGGGAAUUCUUGGAGCCUGGGAGAGAAGUCCACACCCAGACUGGGGUUGUUUUUUUUUUUUUGUCGAAGCCAAAUUGAAGGGAUCGUCCUGCCUUCCUUCUGUUAAUUUAUUCCUUUGGAAAACACAAGAAUCUGGGAAGAGCCAUGGGUUUGGGUUCUUCUCCUGGGCAGGGGGAAGGGGGUCACCCUGAGUGUGUCCUGUGGUUUGGAUUUAGGUAGGAAAAAGGGAUUUCCCAGGGUUUUUUCUCCUCUUUUCCCGCUCCGUGGGCUGAUUUCCGUGUUAGGCUGCAAAUCCCUGGAAUCGUGACCCUUUCCUGUGUGUCCGUAACCACCCCUGAGCUCCACUCCGGGACCUGCCAGGGGGUUGGGAUCAUGGAGAAGGGUUUGGAGCUGCCUCCUUGAUCAGAUUUGGGAAGGGAGAGCCAAAAGGAUAAACUGGGAAUGUGUCCUGUGGCACCGCUCCGGGGCUGGGAUGCUGCUGGACACAUCCAUGGAUGGAGGAGCGGGAAUGGGGGGAGGGCACACUGAGGUCUCCUGGUGUCCAGGAGGGGAUUUUUUUCCUCUCUUUUCCAUGCUGGUGUCCCAUUUUCCCUCUCCUCCUGAUGGUUCCGUGGGGAAAUCUUCUCUCGGUCGCCCUGGUUGGAGCUGGGCCGGUGGGAAUCUCCUGGAGGCAGUGGGAGAUUCCCCAGGGAGCAGCGCUGCUCCAAAGUGCCUGUGGACAAAAUUCCCACUGUCCCAAAGAUGCCCAGAGAUCCUCUGCUCAAACCAGGCAGUUUUGGGGAGGAGGGAAACGCCACCACCGGGAUUUAAUCCCAGGAUUCAGGUUCCAGAGGGGGAUUUUCGCCCUCCUCAUCUCGUUAACCCGUCUGGCUCUAAUUCCCGGCAUUAUCCAGCCGCAUUCCCAAACGCUUGAGGGGAAUUCUGAUCUCCCCGGUGGUUGUCGCAGCCCUGGAAGUGCUGCUCCUGUGCCCAUUCCCGACCCUCUGGAUGCACCGAGGGAAUGAGGUUUGCCCUUCCCUCCUUGUUCCUUGGUUUCCAUUUGGAGAAGGUUCGUGUGGCUCCAUCCCAAAAUUAAACAGGAACGCGGUCGGGAAUGACCCCCUGGAGCCCUUGGCCCGUGCCGGCCAUCUCCAGCUGCAGGGACCAAGGGAUUCUUUUCAUUAAUAAGAGGGAAAAUGUAAAAUUCCUUUGGUUUUGGAGGGGGACGGGAGGUGAAUCCCUUGUGAGCUCCUCUUUGAGGGAUAUGGAAGAGGAAUGAAGGGAACAGCAGCAGGUGAAGGAAGGUUGGAGUCAGUGUGGCCAGAAAGGGAUCGGCUUUGGAGACACCUCUGGACAUGACCCAGAGGGACAAGGGAUGGGAAUUCCGGGAGUGGGAUGAAGGGAGAAGGAGGAGAAACCCCGGGACACAGGGAAGGGAUUUUGUGCUGCCAUCCUGAAAUUCCACUUUUCACUCCAUGAGGUAUUCCCAAUAAAAUCCUCCACAGAGCCGAGGCAAGGCCUCAUUUCAGGUGCUCCAGGCAGCUCCCACCCUUCCCAAAUCCACGCUGGGCUCCCCUUCCCGUCUCCCUGAGCUGUAAUCCCAAGAGCAGCGACCUGGGAAGGGUUUCCUCGCUCCUUCAGGCUCUUCUUGGAGAGGCCAGGAUCGGGAUCCCCCAAACCGGCUCCUGGCGCUCGGGAUUUGCUGCUGGGAAAGUCAAAUCCAGCCAAGGGAGAGCUUCAGGGAGUUCCUGAUCUCGGGAGGUCAAGAGCCGGAACCGCAAGUCAGAGCCCGGGAUGAAAAAUGGGAUUUUGGGACUCUGGUCCCAAUUAACUUUUUGUUCGGAGAGAUGCGGCUCCAUCCCUUCCAAAUAAAACGAAUCUUUUAAACAGAUUGCCCAAAAAGCCCCUGGAAGACAUCCCAAACCCCCUCCCAGUCUCUUCCUAAUGAUGGGUGUCCUCCGACACGGAUGGAAGUGCUUAGGAGGGAAAAGUCGCCGCUGGGAAUUUAAAGGGGGGGGGGGAUGUGGGAAACAGGGGCAGGACCCGAAUCCGAGAUUUCCAACUCCCCAAAAUAAAUAACGCUGCUCUAACACCUCGCUCCACAUCCACUGAACAUUCCUUAGUGGGGCUGGGUUUUUUUUUUUUAAAGAAAAUUGGAUUAUCCUGUCAUUUUUCCAGGGUCCAGCAAAUAUUUUCCAGCUUCCAGUGGGAAGAAAAAUCAUAUUAACACCAAAAAAAAAAAAAAGACAGAUUUGGCUUCCCGAGAAGCUUCUUUCCUUCUUCAUCAUCUUCAGGCAUUCCAGGAGUUGGGAAUAACCCUGUAUGGGGUGUCCAGAGUGGGAAUGCGCAGCCCAAGCCAUCCGUAGGGUGUUCUGUAGGAGCCCUUUCUGUAGGGAAGGAGGAGUUCUCCUGGGAUUUUUGGGUAUUCCUGAGGCUGGAGCCGGAUGCUCCCAGUGAUUUUUGCACUUUGUUCCAUAUCCAAUCCCAACUCCCGCUCGGAUGGGGAUGGCAGGAGUUGGGAUGGUGCUGGUUUGGGGUUGUUUUCUCCCAAAUUGGAGAAGGUGGAAUUUUGGGCAGGAGCUGUGGGAAGGGUCAUGGUGGCCCCAAAUUCCUUGGAAGGUGCUGGGGUGGAGCCAGGGCCACUGCUGCUCUCACAUCCCUCGUGCUGAAGUUUUGGGAUCAAAUUCCAACCGGAAUCCAAAUCCCAGGCAGAGAUUCCUCCCCCUUGGGUGUUCCCUGCCUCCAUCGGGUUUUUCCCGUUACUUCUGGGUCGGGUUUGGUGCUUUUGUGGAUCAUGGAAGGGUUUGGAGCAUCCGAACACCGUCCCACGCUCCGGUUGGAUUUGUGUCUCACCCCUGGGGCUUUUGGGAUCUCUGUCCCGGUUUUCCUACAAUUCCAUGGGGUCUGGAGAGCCCUCGUAUCCCCCCCAGCACGAUUCCGUGUUUAUCCCACUGCUGGCAGCUCCCAGGGAGCACAACUCCCAUAAAUCCCAUCCCCAGUGGUGCAGGAUGCACUGGGAACGCUGUGGAUCGGAGGGAAGCGACCCCAGCGCACCGGGAUUGGCCGGGAUUCACCCCAAAAGCGCCGGGGUGGAGGGGGGGGAGCUCAGGGGGGGCUUUGCUUCACCCCAAAGCUGCUGCUCCAAUCUCCAGCCCCUCUCUUGCCCCCAGGGCUGGGUUUGGGAAGCUUUUCCCGGAGUUGGGAUCCAUCCCCACCUGCAGCUCCCCAAAAAUUCCAUGGGCAGCUCAUUCUGGAACCCUGACAGUGCCCAGCUGCUCCCUGCCUUGGCUCAUCCCUCGGAUUUUGUUUCGCCAGGAAAACCCCCCACACUCCCAUCCCAUAUCCCAUCCCACGUCCCAUCCCGUCCCUCCCUGUCCACCGGCUGCUGGGGUUGCCUUUUCCCAUUCAUUUUGGGGCGGAAGGACCUGAUUUUGGGAACUGAGGUGGUGAAAACAGCUUUUUUUGCACAAGUCGUUGCACAAUAAGGGGGAAAUUUAGCAAUUAGGUUUAACUUUAAAGGGAAUUUUGUUGUUUUUUUUUUUCCUUAAAACUCACUAGCAGAGCUACUGAUUCCGAGAGGAAAAAGAGCUGGAACGGUCGGAGAAAGGACUGCAUGGUUUACAGGUUCUGUUCUGUUAGAAAUUAGCAUGUUGGACAUUUAUCCUGGUGUAAUUCCAAUUAAACAAAUACAGCAUUUAACUGUUUCA